UAAUUGUGAGAAAGAGGGGUUAGGAAAAACUUCUUUAAUAGAACAUGAAAUUGAAUUAGAGCCCAAUGUCCGUCCGGUUAAACAGCACUAUUUUCCCAUUUCUCCCGCUAAUUAAAAGAUCCUUCGUAGUGAA
Rhagoletis pomonella (apple maggot) is the source of this 133-nucleotide messenger RNA. RefSeq lists its product as uncharacterized. The record is from RefSeq and is a predicted model, not a curated record. Gene Ontology annotation, biological process: proteolysis. Gene Ontology annotation, molecular function: aspartic-type endopeptidase activity. Lineage: Eukaryota; Metazoa; Arthropoda; Insecta; Diptera; Tephritidae.